This is a messenger RNA of Olea europaea var. sylvestris, 1120 nucleotides long. Its product is annotated as MADS-box protein SOC1-like. Bases 174 to 821 code for a protein of 215 amino acids. Lineage: Eukaryota; Viridiplantae; Streptophyta; Magnoliopsida; Lamiales; Oleaceae. Gene Ontology annotation, cellular component: nucleus. Gene Ontology annotation, biological process: positive regulation of transcription by RNA polymerase II. The record is from RefSeq and is a predicted model, not a curated record. Gene Ontology annotation, molecular function: DNA-binding transcription factor activity, RNA polymerase II-specific; RNA polymerase II cis-regulatory region sequence-specific DNA binding; protein dimerization activity. The transcript is spliced from 8 exons.
GUCUCUGUCUCUGGUGGAUUUUCUUUUCUUUUCUUUUCGUUUUUUUCCAUAUUCUCUCUCCCUCACCCACACAAAAAAACAUAUUCAUUUCUUUAUGCCCUUUUCCAGGCAUAUUUUGACCUCUCAUCUGCAACCAAUAGGUUUUCUGGGUUUUUUUCCAAAUUUGUGUAGAAAUGGCGAGGGGAAAGACUCAGAUGAGGCGCAUAGAAAAUGCAACAAGUAGGCAAGUGACCUUCUUCAAGAGAAGAAAUGGGCUUCUCAAAAAAGCUUUUGAACUUUCAGUCCUAUGUGAUGCUGAGGUUGCAGUUUUAAUCUUUUCUACCAGAGGCAAACUCUAUGAAUUUUCCAGUAAAAGCAGCAUCAAGGAGACAAUAGAACGUUAUAAAAGGCAUAAAAAAGAUAUUCAGGCUAAGAACCCUCCAGUGGAACAGAAUAAGCAGCAUUUACAGCAGGAAAUGGCAAGUCUGAUGGAAAACAUAGAGCAUCUCGAAUCUUCAAAAAGGAAGCUCUCGGGGGAAGAUCUGGGAUCGUGCACCACUGAAGAACUACUAGAGCUAGAACAACAGCUGGAGCGUAGCAUCAGCAGCAUUCGAACAAGAAAGAUUCAAGUUUUCAGGCAACAUGUAGAGCAAUUGAAAGAAAAGGGAACAGCUUUAGCAGUUGAAAAUGCAAUGUUGAGGAAUAAGCUUUCGCUCCAACAAGAACGAGGAUCAAACAAGGAAAAAGCAACUGUGCCUUCUGCAGAUAUUAGUGAAGUUUCAGAUGUGGAAACAGACUUGUUCAUCGGACCUCCAGAAACCAGUCGGAAGCGUGCCCUUUAGAAGUCAGAAGUGAAUAAAAUUUAUGCAAAAGUUUUUACAAAAAUAUAUAUAAUUCGGAAAUAAAUUAUCUGAUAGUAACGGACUUGCAUUAAUUUGAACUAGUAAUAAUACCAGCUAGAAUGGUGGGAACGCAAUAAUUUUUCGUAGAUUGUAUCUUAUGCAAUUGUUUAUUUGACAAGCUUUUCUAUGUUAAGCUCUGAGGUAUUCUAUGUUAGUGACAUGCCUUAGUCCAAUCGUUAACGGUUGUAAACACUUUAAGAUUAAUGUAUUUACAGUUUAUGGCAGAACUAUGAUUUUAA